AUGGCACGCGGGAGGCCGGGCGCCCGGCGGCGUCGGCCUGGGGUCCGAGCCUCGGGCGCUGUGGGCGCUCGGUCGCGGAGGCGGCGGGCGGGCGGGCGGGCGACGGCGACGGCGGAGUACCGGUUAUGCUCCCGGGGGGCGGGCACCGGCGUCAGCUCCCCGGCUCCGCCCUCGCGUGGCCUGAGCCUGGCCCCGCCCCCGCUCCCGCUCCCGUCCCGCUCCCCCGCGCCAGCCGGGAAACUGAGGCUGGGGCGGGGCGCGCAGGAGACACGCGUCGGGACUGCGUGGUCCCCCGGCGGCUUGCUGUGGGUCAAGGUGCAGUUUCUGUAUCGCCAGGAGCGGGCACGCGAGUUAAGGAGUCCAGGUCGGCCUCGAGUGCAAAGAUUCCCGGGGAUCCGGGAGGAAGGAGAGCAGCUGCUUCGAGGUCUCUGCUGGAGUUUGGAAGGAGUCAGAGCAUCUCCUUUCUUCUGGGACCUUUCUGCAGUGCAAAGCGGUGCUUCUCAGCCCACCCUGCACCAGCCAGCGACAGCCUCCUCCUCCCUCGGCAGCACCAUCCACCUCAUCUGUACCCUGAGCAGCGACCAUGACAUCAACAUGUACAACAUUUACUGGUACCAGCAGAGGCCGGGCCACCCUCCCCGGUUCCUGUUGAGAUACUUCUCACACUCGGACGAGCACCACGGCCCUGGCAUCUCUCCCCGCUUCUCAGGGUCUAAAAAUAUGGCCAGGAACCAGGGGUAUCUACGCAUCUCUGAGUUGCAGCCUGAGGACGAGGCUGUGUAUUACUGUGCUAUGGGGGUCCCACGCUGGGGGCAGAAAGAGAUGGAGAAUGGGAGGGGCCCAAAAGAAGCCCACUGACUCAGGAUCCCAGACUGUGGGACCCCAGGGCUUCCCAUAUAGAGCCACCAGCAUGUCCUUAGCUGUCAGUGUUCCUGUAAUCCCCAUCUGGGGGCUACUUUACAGAAUUAAAGUUCUUUUUCUGACUUU
Jaculus jaculus (lesser Egyptian jerboa) is the source of this 987-nucleotide messenger RNA. RefSeq lists its product as uncharacterized. NCBI's taxonomy places the organism in Eukaryota, Metazoa, Chordata, Mammalia, Rodentia, Dipodidae. Gene Ontology annotation, biological process: immunoglobulin production; immune response. The record is from RefSeq and is a predicted model, not a curated record. Bases 1 to 858 code for a protein of 285 amino acids. The transcript has 4 exons.